AUCCCGAGAUGUUCUCUUGAGAGGUGGCAGCACGAUCCGGAAGGUGAAAGUCCCACGAUCAAGAGGGAAGGAGUGGUGGUGCACAUAUAGAGGGGCGGAGAGGGCGCGGCUUGUCCAGACGUUCUCUGUCCUGACGACGACGACGAUGUCGCCGAAGUUGAUAUUUCUGCUGGGAUCCCUGUGUCUACUCGCCGGGACGCAGGUCAGAGCGCAAGAUGAGGAAGGCGGCGACGGGCUCGACGCGAACGCCGAGGAACUUUGUCAAGACCGGCCGGGCGACGAAUACUUUCGCUUGAGCGUUGAGGGAGAUUGUCGUGAUGUCGUGAGGUGCGACAAAGCCAGCGAGAUCGGCGUGACCAGGCUGGCGACGGUGCGGUGCCCCACGGGUCUCGCGUUCGACAUCGAGCGGCAGACCUGUGACUGGAAGACGAACGUGAAGAACUGCGAUCAGCUUGAGAAGCCGCGUAAGGUCUUGCCCAUCCUCAAGACCGACGAACCCGUUUGCCCGGAGGGAAAAUUGUCGUGCGGUAACGGCGAGUGCGUCGACAAGGAACUCUUCUGUAAUGGCAAGCCCGACUGCAAGGACGAGUCCGACGAGAACGCCUGCACCGUGGAGACCGAUCCCAAUCGCGCGCCGGAUUGCGAUCCCACGCAAUGCGUCCUACCCGAUUGCUACUGUUCGGCCGAUGGCACCCGUAUACCCGGCAACAUCGAUCCCCAGCAAGUACCGCAGAUGAUCACGAUCACUUUCAACGGCGCCGUGAACGUGGACAACAUCGAUCUCUACGACGAGAUUUUCAACGGGCAACGCCAGAAUCCGAACGGUUGCCAAAUCCGCGGUACUUUCUUCGUUUCUCACAAAUACACCAACUAUUCGGCGGUGCAGGAUCUUCAUCGGCGCGGCCACGAGAUCGCGGUGUUCUCUUUGACGCACAAGGAGGAUCCGCAGUAUUGGAGCCAAGGCACGUACGACGACUGGCUGGCGGAGAUGGCCGGCGCCAGGCUGAUCAUCGAGCGUUUCGCUAACAUCACCGAUGGCUCCAUCAUCGGCGUACGGGCACCUUAUCUCAGGGUCGGCGGUAACAAGCAGUUCGAGAUGAUGGCCGAUCAGUUCUUCGUGUACGACGCCUCCAUCACCGCGUCUCUGGGACGUGUGCCAAUUUGGCCCUACACGUUGUACUUCAGAAUGCCCCACAGGUGCAACGGCAAUGGCGGUAAUUGCCCGUCGAGGUCGCAUCCAGUCUGGGAGAUGGUGAUGAACGAGCUGGACCGCAGGGACGACCCCACCUUCGACGAGUCCCUGCCGGGUUGUCACAUGGUCGACUCUUGCUCAAAUAUCCAAACCGGCGAACAGUUCGCUCGUCUGCUCAGACACAACUUCAAUAGACAUUUCAACAGCAACCGAGCGCCACUCGGUUUGCACUUCCACGCGUCCUGGCUGAAGAGCAAGAAGGAGUACAAGGACGAGCUGAUCAAGUUUAUUGAGGAGAUGAUCGCCAGAAGUGACGUGUACUUCGUUACUAUGGUGCAGGUGAUCAAGUGGAUGCAACAGCCCACUGAGCUCUCUGCACUUAGAGAUUUCCAGGAUUGGAAGGAAACUUGUGACGAAAAGGGUUUGCCUUAUUGCUCGUUGCCCAACGCUUGCCCUCUGACGACUAGAGAGCUGCCCGGCGAGACCCUGCGUCUCUUCACUUGCAUGGAGUGCCCCAACAACUAUCCAUGGCUGCUGGAUCCGACCGGCGACGGCUUCUCCGCGAGAAAGUGAUCCAUCAUUGACGAAAUGCGAGCGACGCGCCGACUGGCCGUGCGAUCCGACUAUCAGAGAUCGAGCGUUUUUCCAGCGAGUCCGGAAAUCACGUUAGGUAAAAUGUGAUAAUCGACCACGGCGAACCGAAGAAACCGAAAGGCGCAGCUCUGAAAGACACGGAGAAAGCGAUCGGGCGACGGGCGCGUUUUGAGGCGCGAGAUUUCGGGUGAGAUCUCGAAAUCGUCUUAUCACAAUUAGAAAGCGUCACCUUCUUGGCCACUCGAAGAUCGAACACUAAUAUUAAAGUGAAGCGAAGCGCCUCUGCUUUCGCAAAGAAAAACGCACCACGCCCGGUUUCUCUUCCGCGACUCGACUAUAACUAUAAUUAUUAUUUAUGUAAAUUAGGAUCAGUAAAACGCACAUCGCCGCAUGCGGCCGCGAGGAUAGUCGCGUGUCGAUUUCUCGUAGGAAAUGUCAUCGCGUAUGAUCGCCGACGAAACGCUCGCGGGAAGAAGCCUCUUCUUUCUUCUACCCGUGUAAUGAAAGCGACGAGCUGCGCCUUGAGAUAUGACUAUCGAAAAUCGAUGCACGAUGAGAGAACGAGACAAUCCCGCAGACAUUUUACUUGUACAUACCACCGGAUCCUUGUCCCCACUCCUUUUCAAUUCUCGUUCUUCGUUGUUUUCUGGCGAUUUGUAUAUGAUAACAGAGCCUUGCGGCCGAUGAAGCGAGAGGCGAAAAAUUAAAUAUAUCAUCCCGUGCCUCUCUGGACAUGUACUUAGAAUUUAAGCAACGCGCGACAUUGUAAAAGUACAUAUUUUUUAGUGUUCUUAUAAUAUAUGUCCGAAUAAAAACUGUACGUACAAGAAUAGCAUGUCGGUAUUACUGAUUGUCCCGCAGUCAUCGUACAAUAUAUUUUAUAUAAUUAUGAUAUAUAAAAUAUUAAAAAGUUGCUAGAUUAGAUAAUAAUUAAUUAUAUUCAAAGAUCUCUUAAUGCGAAGGGGAUUGCAAUAACUUUAGAUUCAAAAGAGGUAAAUGGUAUCGUAUCAAAUUACCAAGUUUAAUAAUUGCAAAUAUCUAAAUUUCAAUGUCUACUAGCUUACCAUGAAAUCUUCGCAUUUUAAGUAAAAAAUUUUGUUUUUAUACAUUAUAAAAAUUGGCAACAAUUUGGAACACAAAGUUUUUAAAAAUUUCUCGAAUUUAUUAGUGAUUUUUGCUACUAAAAGUUAAAGUCACGAAAUAAAAGGACAAAAAAUAAAAAAUUUAUAAAAAUCAAAUAUCUAGUGUUUUUAAUUUAAGAAAUUUUGUGUUAUAAGCGUUUCGACUUCGUGUAAGCCAGUUUACACAAAUUAGAUAUGCAAUUUUGUACAAUUUUACACAAUCGAAAUUUUUUCUACAAUUUCGUACAAUUUUAUGUUCAAUAAUUUUCGACCAAAUCUAUCAUUUUGUACAUAAGUCUUAACUUUAUCUGAUUAUUAUUGUUAUGAAUAUCUUUGCGUUAUUAUUGUACAAGUUUGUGCGAGUAAAUUUGUGCAAGUAAUUGUAAAGUAAAUUUGAAAGUUUCUUUGCAUAAAA
Messenger RNA from Vollenhovia emeryi, 3322 nucleotides. RefSeq lists its product as uncharacterized. The transcript has 6 exons. Gene Ontology annotation, molecular function: protein binding; chitin binding. The record is from RefSeq and is a predicted model, not a curated record. Gene Ontology annotation, cellular component: extracellular region. NCBI's taxonomy places the organism in Eukaryota, Metazoa, Arthropoda, Insecta, Hymenoptera, Formicidae. Bases 146 to 1765 code for a protein of 539 amino acids. Gene Ontology annotation, biological process: carbohydrate metabolic process.